AUGAAGGACGCGGCGGGGCUGGCACUGUGUUACUUCGACACUGUGAUGUUCAAGAAGACAGGCGCGCACGGAGACCGCGGGGUGGUGAUGGAGGUCAUGCCCGGCAAGAGGCUUAGCGUGUUGUGCGUCGACGGCACCGAGGUGGUCCAGAAGGCUCGCGACAUCACCGUCGUCGAUCGGAGCUUCUUAUACCCAGGCAUGGCCGUCGCCUCGGCGUCGGACCUCAGUGGCCAGGCCGGGGUCGUCACGGGCGUCUCCACGGCGCUCGACCUGGUUCAGCUCGACGGCGAACCGACGGUUGUCGCUAGGGACGUGUCGCCAGCUGAGGUGCAGCGCGUCAGGGAGCUCAACCCGGGCGACUACGUCGUUUCCGGGCCGUGGCUCGGCCGGGUUCUUGAAGCGUCCCUCGACGUGGACGUAUUGUUUGACGACGGAGCCGUCUGCAGGGUCACUGUCAGUCGGCCGGGCAGAGAACUUGAAGCCACCAUGGACAAGGACAAAGGAAACAGUGAUUAUUUCUACCCGGGGCAACCUGUCGUCGGCCAUGGAACCGUCUUUAAGGCCUCCCGAUGGCUCAAGGGCUACUGGAAGCCAACCCGCGUGAAAGGCACCGUUGCCAAGGUCGAGAUGGCCGGCGUGCUCGUCUACUGGGUCGCCUCGUCGCAGAUGGGCACCGAGAGGUCCCUCUUCCAGGCGUCCGCACCUCCGGCGUACCAGCACAACUCUCACAACCUAACAUUCUUCUGCUCCGGCGAUGGCCUCCUGGUCCGGCUCUGGAUUGUGAGCGAGCGUUGCUUCUUUCGCUCCCCCCACUGCCGCGGCCGCGCACCUACUACUUGUAGAACCACUGCCACUGCCAGCAAUCUGUAUGAGUCGUCGUUACCGCCUGCAUCUACCGCAACAGCAGAUGAGGAUGGUCAGGAAUCACCAUCUGCUGCUGCCCGUGGGCUAACAAGGACGCACCGUAAUCGGCUGAGGAUGGGGGUCAAGCGGAUGCGGCGACUAGAUCGGAGGCGCGCAGAGUUCGAGCUGUCAAUGUCCGUCGCCGAUGUCCGCACGACGGUCGACGUGUUGUGGCAGGAUGGAACGCGGCAGUACGGCGUGCCAUCGGCAACGCUGCACCCCAUCUGGCACCGGAACGAGCGAGACUUCUUCCCGGGGCAGCGCGUCAUCCGCAGUACGCCGUCGCACGUCGCCGCUCCAACUACUGCUACGGACUUGGAUGCAGCUGGACCGGCCGCAGCACGUUUUGGCAUCGUCAGAAGCCUCAAUUACAAGGACCAAACCGUGUGUGUGUCUUGGUUGAAGGCGGCGACGUGCGCAGGGGAGUACCCAGAGGUCGACUGCGACGAAACCAUGAGUGUAUACGAUAAUCUGCGCCGGAGUUUCGACCACAAGUUAUUCUACGGAAAUAUUGUCGUUCGCCUGCAGCCAACAGAUUCAGCCAGGGUCGACGGCGAUGGUGGCAGAAGCACGGAAGAGCCAGUGCCGGCACAGCGGAACAAGAAAAAGGGUGCCGCCGAUGAUCUUUCAUGGGUCGGACAUAUCGUUGAUCUUUGUGAUGCAAAAUACCUCCAAGUCAAGUGGGGUGACGGCAACACGUCAAAGGUGUUGCCUCAUGAGAUUGCCGUAGUCAAACCACAAAGUGUCGACAAGAUGCUCCAUGACUUGGGUGAUUGGGUGUACGAGGAUGGAGACGAGGACGAUGCCGUUGACAAGGCACAAGAGGACACGCCUCAAGAGCUCGCCGCCGCUGAUGACGAAGCAGAUGACGAUUCUAGCAGCGACAGUGACGGCGAGGAUGGCCCUGCAGCGGCGAGGACAACAGGCUUGGCGGAUGCUGUCGCCCAAGCAAUGAUCCGACUAUACGGUGAAGUGCUUGCCCAGGGCAAGAGGUAUCUGGUGAACGGGUCGGCGGCACUGGCCUCGAGAUUAGGACGUGCUACCACGGUGAACAUCGAGACACCCGCGCCAGUGUCCGGUGGAGGAGAUGACAAGGAAGCUGCCGCUGCUGUGGCAUCGGCAAGCGACAACGGAGGAGAUGGCUCUGCCGGGCAAGGGAAGGCCGAGGCAGAUGCCACCGGUGGUGGUGACGACUCGUUUCGCUUCCUUCAUUUUGAGGUCGUGCAGAGCCCUCCGGAUCACCAUUACCUCAACAACUUGGAGCAGGGCACUGGUGGUGGAAGGAAGUGGAUAAAAAGAGUACAAAAGGAAUGGAAAAUUCUUGAGAAUAACUUGCCCGACACCAUCUACUUGCGGGCGUUUGAGGACCGCAUGGACCUGCUCCGGGUGGCGAUGGUGGGCGCCAGCGGGACGCCAUACCACGACGGCCUCUUCUUCUUUGACCUGCAGCUGCCGCCGUCAUACCCCGCCGUGCCACCGCUGGUGAACUACCGCUCAUUUGGACUCCGUGUGAACCCCAACCUCUACCAGUCCGGCACGGUGUGCCUGAGCCUACUCGACACCUUUGGCGGCAAGGGCACCGAGCUCUGGUCACCGGAGGCGUCGAACGUGCUCCAGGUUGUCGUCUCCAUCCAGGGUCUCGUGCUCACCGCCCAGCCCUACUACAACGAGGCCGGCUACGCUGCUCAGGUCGGCACGCCGGAGGGUCGCCGCAACGAGCUUCCAUACAGCGAGAACACCUACCUGCUCACCCUCCAGACCAUGCUGCACUUGCUGCGCCGGCCACCGGCGGGCUUCGAGGCGUUUGUCAGGCACCAUUUCCACCACCGCGGGCGGCACGUGCUCCGGGCGUGCGAGGCGUACUUGGCUGGCUGCCUGGUCGGCACGCUCGAUGGCGAGGCGCGUGCCACGGAGCUGAGCAGGAAGCGGCCGUGCUCGGUGGGGUUCAGGCUCGCGCUCGCCAAUGUGGUGCCGCGGCUCGUUGAGGCGUUCAAUGAGAUCGACGCCGACGGAUGCGAGCAGUUCGACCGGCUCCGUGCAGCAGCCGAUGAACAGCUCUUGUUGACCAAAGGUAUAAAUUAAAACGGAGUGAAUAUGGACAGCUCUGCUGUGCCGGUGCUGGUUCUCUGGCCUGCAAUUAGACUAUAGCAGUCUUUUUGUGGCGGCAUGCAAUAGACGAGCACUGCAAUUUGCAACAACAAUCAGUAGUACAAGAAACAAUAGAGAGUAGAUCGAUCCAUGUAGUCAUGGACUUUGGUUAAUUUUGUUCUUCUAAUUAUCUCAAGAUCGAUGUUGGACCGAGUGGUACAAAUAUAUAUAUACUACAUGCUUCCUACAUUCAGCGUCAUAAAUCUCAAAUGAGGUU
Messenger RNA from Phragmites australis (common reed), 3268 nucleotides. Its product is annotated as probable ubiquitin-conjugating enzyme E2 23. Bases 1 to 2985 code for a protein of 994 amino acids. NCBI's taxonomy places the organism in Eukaryota, Viridiplantae, Streptophyta, Magnoliopsida, Poales, Poaceae. The record is from RefSeq and is a predicted model, not a curated record. The transcript has 4 exons.